Gekko japonicus is the source of this 453-nucleotide messenger RNA. RefSeq names its product translocase of outer mitochondrial membrane 7 homolog (yeast) (gene TOMM7). The transcript has 3 exons. The record is from RefSeq and is a predicted model, not a curated record. Gene Ontology annotation, biological process: protein import into mitochondrial matrix. The coding region runs from base 101 to 268 and encodes 55 amino acids. Lineage: Eukaryota; Metazoa; Chordata; Lepidosauria; Squamata; Gekkonidae. Gene Ontology annotation, cellular component: mitochondrial outer membrane translocase complex.
GUGGAAACCCCGUUGAGGUUCAGACAGGAAGUGCCUUUAAAGAGCGCGAUGAUGAAAGCCUUUUCCUUCCCGUCUCCGCAUCUGCGGCAUCGCCGUCGCCAUGCCGAAGCUGAGUAAAGAGGCAAAGCAGCGGCUGCAACAUCUCUUCAAAGGCGGCCAGUUCGCUAUCCGGUGGGGCUUUAUCCCCGUCGUGCUCUAUCUAGGCUUUAAGAGAGGUGCAGACCCUGGAAUGCCAGAACCAACCCUUUUAAGUCUGCUUUGGGGGUGAAGGAAUUUAACCAUAAUAUUCUGGAAGUAGGCACUGAACAAAUAAAAUUGCUGAAGAUGUAUACAUACCAUCUGUGGAGCUUUGGCACUGGUCAGCACUUCCCAGACAUCGUAGAAUAUGCUUACAACACAAUGGAAUUUCUCUCAAUCUAAUUUAUUUGUGUCACACUUUCAUUUUCUUUUGUU